Molecule: messenger RNA, 5500 nt
Organism: Callithrix jacchus (white-tufted-ear marmoset)
Lineage: Eukaryota; Metazoa; Chordata; Mammalia; Primates; Cebidae
Source: RefSeq, a predicted model, not a curated record
GCUGGACAUGGGGGCUACCUACUCCAUACUUCCUUCCUAUUCUGGCCAUCUUACCCCUUCCCAGGUCUCAGUCAUGGGAAUCGACGGGACCCCAAGUAUCCCCUACCAAACCCCACCGCUCAUGUGCUCAUAUAACUCCACUCCAUUUACCCACUCCUUUUUAGUAAUCCCCACCUGCCCAGUACCCCUCCUAGGACGAGACAUCCUUUCAAAGCUAAAGGCCAUCAUAACCUUCCCCACCGCCAACUCACAUAGCCUCUUUCUCCUAGCCCUCACCUCAGAUACCGAACACCAAAAAGCCCUAUCCGAACUACUCCCCAGAGUCCACCCUCAGGUCUGGGACAUUAACAACCCGUCUGUAGCUACACACCACCAGCCAGUUCAAGUCCGCCUUAAAGACUCCUCGCCUCAUUUUCUCUCCCGCCCUCAAUUUCCCAUCUCUAAAGCCCACCGUAUGGGUAUCCGACCCAUCAGAGAGAAACUAAAAGGUCAAGGCCUCUUAAUCCCCAUUAACUCCCCAUGUAAUACCCCCAUCCUCCCAGUACGAAAACCCUCAGGACAAUAUAGACUGGUCCAGGACUUGUGCUUAAUCAAUGAAGCCGUAAUUCCCAUACAUCCAGUUGUCCCCAACCCAUACACCAUUCUCUCUAACAUUCUCCCGGGGACCACCUGCUUCUCAGUCUUAGACCUAAAGGAUGCCUUCUUCACUAUACCUCUACACCCCAACUCCUACUUUAUCUUUGCCUUCACUUGGGAUGAUCCCCUCACGAACAUGUCCCAACAACUGGCCUGGACAGUCCUUCCACAAGGCUUCCGAGAUAGCCCGCACCUAUUCGGCCAGGCACUCACCACCGACCUACUCCACUGCAACCUCAAACCCUCUCACCUCCUCCAGUACAUAGAUGACCUUCUUAUCUGCUCUCCCACCUGCCAGGAGUGUAUCCAGGCCACCACCGCCCUACUCAAUUUCCUAGGAGACAGGGGAUACCAGGUGUCACCAACCAAAGCACAAAUAGCCUCACCCACCGUCACCUACCUAGGUAUACAGCUCACGCCUGGGCGACGGUCCAUCACAAUCGACCGACUACAAGCCUUAAAAGUGCUCCAGGCCCCUGAGUCAGCAAAAGAAAUCCUCUCCUUCCUAGGACUAGUAGGGUUUUUUCGCCACUGGGUACCUAAUUAUGCUUUGCUAGCUAAGCCCCUAUACCAUGCUGCUGCAGAAGCCCCCGAAGGACCACUUUCCUCACCAGGUUCUGUCAAUCAGGCGUUCAAGUCACUGCUUAACACCCUAUGUACCUCCACCAGCCUAGCCCUGCCUAAUCCCAACUUACCCUUCCAAUUAUAUAUGGACGAGAAACAACACACAGCUGUAGGAGUGCUAGUCCAACCAGUAGGAAAGACCCUUUUUCCCACAGCCUACCUGUCCAGACAACUUGACCCAACUGAACGAGGAUGGGAGCCCUGCCUUAGAGCCCUAGUGGCCGCUGUCACCCUAACCACAGAAGCUCUUAAGAUCAAUCUACAACUCCCACUCCCAGUCUUUUCUCCACACAGGUUGACCGAGCUGCUCAGUCAACACUCCCUGCCCCACCUUGGGCCCUCCCGUAUCCAACUGCUUCACCUACUGUUUAUUGAGAACCCCAACAUCACCCUCUUCCAUUGCUCCUCGUUAAACCCGGCUACCCUCCUCCCUUGCCCUCCGUACACCAGCCCCCUACAUUCCUGUACUGAAAUCCUCAAAUUAGCCCAGUCCCCUCGCCCCGACUUGCUCCCUCAACCCUUACCAUCUGCCUCCAUCACCCUAUUCGUUGAUGGCAGCUCUAUACCCCAUCCCACCAGCCCACGGAGAGCAGCCUAUGCUAUAGUAACUCACUCUGAAAUUAUAGAAACCCACCCCCUUCCUCUUGGGACCACUUCACAACAGGCUGAACUAGUCGCCCUUACCUGGGCCCUAUCCUGGUCCCAGAACAAAGAAGUGAAUAUAUAUACUGACUCCAAGUACGCCUUCCUCAUAGCUCACUCACACUGCAUGAUCUGGAAAGAACAGGGCUUCCUCACCACUAAAGGCACGCCCGUUCUCAAUGGAAAACUCAUUGCUGCCCUUAUCCAGGCCGUUCAACUCCCUAGCAAGGUAGCCAUCGUCCACUGUAAAGGGCAUCAGUCCCUGAACUCACCCAUAGCCGUGGGGAAUGCCUUUGCAGACAGGGUGGCUAAAGAAACGGCAAGAAACCAUCCGCCACCCACUUCCACUCUCUGUUUCUUGUCCAAGUCAUAUAGCCCCCAAUACUCCACCUCAGAACUUCAGAUCCUCCAGUCUACCCCUGGGGUAUGGUUCAAGGAUGACUGGGCCUUCAAGCAUAACCUCCUCAUCCUCCCCGAAAAGCAAAGGUACCAAAUAAUCCAAGACAUCCACAAUUCACUCCACAUUGGACCUAAAGCCCUAUACCAGUUCCUCAACCCACUCUUUCACCCCCACCACCUCCUCAGUACCAUACAGGAAGUCCAGUCCUCCUGUACUGUCUGCGCGGAAACUAAUUCCCAGGGUUCCUGUCAUCCUCGGCGCCAGCUUCAUCAGCUACGCGGGUUCCUACCUGGCCAAGACUGGCAAAUCGAUUUUACCCAUAUGCCAAAGCACAAAAAGUACCGAUAUCUGCUAACCAUUAUUGACACUUUUUCAGGCUGGAUCGAAGCUUACCCCACAGCCUCUGAGUCUGCCGGGACAGUGGCCACUCAUCUCAUUCAAGACAUCGUCCCACGCUUUGGACUCCCGGCCACCAUACAGUCAGACAAUGGCCCAGCCUUUAUCUCCAAGGUCACUAAUGCUGUUUCUACCUCUCUAGGAAUUCAGUGGAAGCUACACGCCGCCUACCAUCCUCAGUCCUCUGGUAAGGUGGAACGGGCCAAUGGCCUCAUUAAAGAACAUCUGACCAAGCUCAUGCUUGAGCUCCGCCAAUCCUGGGUAACUUUGCUUCCUAUCGCCCUCACCAGGUUAAGAGCAAGCCCCCGAGGCCCAUCGCAGCUUAGCCCGUUUGAGCUGCUGUAUGGUCGCCCCUUCCUACUUUCAACUCCCCCACCGCCAGAAACCACUCCUCUAGACAGUUACCUCCCCUACUUUACUCUCCUUCGCAACCUUCUCCGAGAGCACGCCGACGCUUCUCUUCCCCAGCCCACCCAGCCAUCUGAAAAUACACAAAAAGUCUCCCCCGGGGACUCAAUUCUUAUUAAAUCCCUCUCCCCAAAGCCCCUCGCCCCCAAGUGGGAGGGACCAUAUACCGUCAUCCUCACUACUCCAUCGGCCAUAAAAGUUGCUGAAGUCCCAUCUUGGGUUCACCUGUCUCGGGUAAAAAAGGCCCCUCAAGGACCCUCUUCAUGCUGGAAGGCUGUUCCUACUGGCCCUUUAUCUGUCAAACUUACCAGGGCCUAGCAGCCACACCCCCUACAGAUGGAGAUUUUUCCUAACUGACAACUAUACCAAAACCACCUUUAUCUGUAACACCCCCCCAUACAGCCACAACCAUCUCCUUGCAACUGCUGACUGUCCCGCAGCCGGGUGCCAAAGCUCCAUAUACCUAAACUUCACUAAAUUCUACAAUGUCCAUGAAGGAAUUGGGGUUUUACCUGUCAUAUGCUUCAACUAUGACCAACCAUCAGGAAAAUGCAGUGAUACUCCCUGGCGCUCCUGCAUGGGCUGCACCUGGGGUGAUUGCUCUCUACAUGCAGCCCUUGACAUACAGUGGCACCCAAACAUUCCUGCCUGGCUCAAAAUUGUUCCAGACGUAGAUGGAGAAGGAAAUGUCAGAACCGGUUAUACACGGUAUUCUCUUCUCAUACCUGACCCUUGGAAUGACCGGUGGAAAAGCCCCCAGAAAGCUGCCCUAUAUGACCUCGGCACCACCGCACAUCCCUCCUCCCACCUGUAUAUUUGGCGGGCAUACAUACGCACAGCCCACCAAGUCCAUUCCGCUAUUAACCUACAAGAACAAUCACUAAAUACCCAACUGCAACCACAAUCGUCUCCGUUUUCCUAGCUAACCUUUCUCAAAGAAGGAAUCAAGUUAGCUAACAUCUCAGGAUUAGCGGACCUAACCUCAUGCCUCAUGUGUGCCUCCUUAGGACAGACUCCCUUCGUCGCAGUCCCCUACCCCAUCCCUCUCAACCUUUCAGCCUCAACUUCUCCCUUCUCCCCCAUCAAGGAAGUAAACCUCUACACUCCACCUGGUUUUACACAGCUACCAGUAUGCUACUCCCUAGGCCGGACCUACCCCAACUGGAACAAAACCAUACUGGUAACCACCAAUCUGACAGCUCCAAAGGGAACCUUCUUCUGGUGCAACAGACCCUCACAAAAACUCUCCACACCGGCCAAUCCCCGACUCUCUUAUGCCUCCCAGUGACCUUAGUCCCCCGACUCACUAUAUGUUCCUCAGCCGAAUCCCAAAUGCUACAAGCGCCGCUCCACCGCACCCGGCGGGCUGCUUUUCUGCCCCAGCCGUAGGCAUCUCCCUGGCAACCUCGGCACUUGCGGCUGGACUGGGAGGAGGGGCACUAGCCCACUCUCGCCAAGCAAUAGCCCGGCUAACCUCACAAUUCCAAACGGCUGUUGAUGACUCUGCUGAGUCGUUAGCAUCUCUCCAACGACAGAUUACCUCAGUUGCCCAAGUUGCCUUACAGAACCGAAGAGCCCUGGACCUGCUCACCGCCGAGCGAGGGGGGACCUGCAUCUUCCUACAGGAAGAGUGCUGUGACUACAUCAAUGCAUCCGGCCUAGUAGAAACCCGAAUCGAGAGCCUCCAGAAACUCAGAACUAACCUGCAGAAUCAGAAGUUCUCGGCUGAAGCCACGGCGUGUUCCUACAGCGGCGCUUUCAAGAACUGACUCGAGUCACCAUCCACCAGAUGCUGCUCCAACCCCACCCUGAACGAGUGCUGGAAGCGGACCUCUCCCUGAACAUCCAGGCUCCUUAGGAAAAGAGACCUCUUCAGAACCCCCUGUCAACCCUUGUCAGCAGGAAGUAGCCAGAGAGACAACCGACGCCCCUGACCCCCCUCCCUUUUCUUUUCUUUAAGGAGUCGGGAAUGUUUGGAAAACUGUCCCUGUCGUCAAAGCCUUCCCACUCCCACACAAAGGGACUCCCUUAUGUUUCACUCUACAUACCGUCCUGGCCUUCCCGCCCGGCCACAGCCACCUCCCGCCCGGCAACCGGCUGACCAAUCACCACCCGCCUCAUCAGCUCUCCCCAACUUCCUGCCUCCCGGCUUCCCGCCUCCCAGUUUCCCGCCGCCCAGUUUCCCGCUGCCCAGCUUCCCGCCCAGCGGUUUAAACUGACCAACCGUUGCCCGCCACCUCGGCUCUCUCGGCUUCCCCACUCCCUCAGCCCUUCAGCUCCCUAUAAAAGAACUCUGCUCCUCUGAGCGGUGCGGCCAUUUUCAUGUUCUUCCCGGCUGGUCCGCCCGGAGGCUCUUUCCUCUCAAUAAAGCCUGAACUUAAGACUUUCUUCUAA